Messenger RNA from Rangifer tarandus platyrhynchus (Svalbard reindeer), 285 nucleotides. Lineage: Eukaryota; Metazoa; Chordata; Mammalia; Artiodactyla; Cervidae. The record is from the annotation of a GenBank genome assembly.
AUGUCGUUCUGCAGCUUCUUCGGGGGCGAGAUUUUCCAGAACCACUUUGAGCCGGGUAUCUACGUGUGUGCCAAGUGUGGCUAUGAGCUCUUCUCCAGCCGCUCGAAGUACGCACACUCGUCCCCAUGGCCGGCCUUCACCGAGACCAUCCACGCUGACAGUGUGGCCAAGCGUCCAGAGCACAAUCGGCCUGGAGCCAUAAAGGUAUCCUGUGGCAGGUGUGGCAAUGGGCUGGGCCAUGAGUUCCUGAACGAUGGCCCCAAGCGCGGACAGUCCCGCUUCUGA